GAAAAAUAGAAAAUCUCCAACUAAAACCGAAAGAAUUGAAACAUUUUCGGAUAUUUUCAUUUCAGAUGCGAGCAGCAAACGGUUAACAAAGCGAAAACAUUUAUGUGAGGAAGCAAAGGCAAAACUUAACUUCAUGAAUUAUGGAACAUGUAAAUACAACAAAUGCAACAAGACAACAACAACAACUGCAGCAGCAUCAACUGGAGCAACAGCAACAACAUAAUGAAAAUCAACAACAAUUUUGCCUACGAUGGCAUAAUCAUCAGACCAGUUUGCUGAGCACAUUGCCCGUCCUCCUCGAUCAAUCCCAUCUCACCGAUGUGACCAUCUCAGCCGAGGGUCGUCUUCUGCGCGCUCAUCGCGUCGUUCUCAGCGCCUGCAGCAGCUUUUUCAUGGAAAUCUUUCGUGCUCUGGAGGCCAGCAAUCAUCCGGUCAUCAUCAUACCUGGCGCUAGCUUUGCUGCCAUUGUGGCGCUGCUGACGUUCAUGUAUUCGGGUGAGGUCAACGUUUAUGAGGAGCAGAUACCCAUGCUGCUCAAUCUGGCCGAAACGCUGGGCAUCAAGGGCUUAGCAGAUGUGCAGAAUAACAAUCUUCCCAAGACCACAAAGAGUGCUCCGUCCACCGCUCCCGCAUCCUACAUGGAUACCACAAGCAUCGACAAGCCGCUGAGCUUCGAGGCAACCCGCAGCCCAUCUCCAACGCCAACACCUACGCCCACAACCACGCCCAAUCUUUCCAUGCCACAGCUACCCAAUCCCUCGCUGCAAGCGCCACUUUUAGCCAACAAAUUGGGAACGCCUCUUGAGAAUUUCUUUCUCAAAUCGCUGCAGUUUUAUCCGAAUCUGUUGCCACAACCACUGAACUUCUCGCAGACGGCGCUCAACAAGACCACGGAACUGCUGGCCAAGUAUCAACAGCAGUGUCAACUCUAUCAGAACAGCCUCGAAGAUGAGGAUUGCUACGGCGCCAAGCGGCUGAAGAAUACCAGCAACAGCAACGCGGGCAAUCAGCAGAGCGGUAAUUUAACAGCUCAACAGCCGCCAAAAGAUGUGAAGCGCAUCGACAAAAUCGUAGAGAAUCUAAGGACGACGAGCAACAACAAGUCGCCCAUUGAAUGUGGUGCUCCCAACUCAAUUGUGGCCACCUCACCGGUGGCUCUGGCACCGCAGACGAUGUCGCACUUUUCUCCCCAAUUACCCGUCGUCAAGUCCUCGCCCAGCAGCUACAGCAAUCCCAUGAGUGCUGGCCAAUUGUACAGCAGCGCCAAGUUGCCCAGUUACAGUGCAGCUGCGACGCCCACAACGGCACAGCAGGCGUCGCAUCAGGUGGCCACACAUCAUGCCAACACACCCUACAUCUCGCCCGAGGAUCACGCCAAGCUGCAGCAGCACAUCGAGCAAUAUGCCGCCUGUCAGCGGGAGGCGGCAGCAGCUGCAGCCGCUGGGCAAAUGGUUAGCGCUAAGUCGGAGCCGAAUCUGUUGUCGUUGACUGCCGAGAAGCUGCCAACGGCCAGCAAGCCGCCGUCAAACUCCAAGCUAUAUGCCACGUGCUUCAUCUGCCACAAGCAGCUGAGCAAUCAAUACAAUUUGCGUGUGCAUCUCGAGACGCAUCAGAAUGUGCGCUAUGCGUGCAACGUGUGCUCGCAUGUGUCGCGCAGCAAGGAUGCGCUGCGCAAGCACGUCAGCUACCGUCAUCCUGGUGCGCCGUCUCCCUGCGAGAACGAGGCGCGACGCAAGCGUGUCACCAAGUUGGCAGCGCAGUCGACGCUGACCGCAGGUGUUGCAGUUGGUGCUACUGCUUCGACGCCAUCGGCAACGGCAACAAGCGGCGAUGUGCCCACCAAUGAGACGGGUCCCAGCUCAGCGCCCAGCACGUUAACAAGCAAUCCUUACCUGUUUCUACCCAAUCAGUUUCAGCUGGCGGCUGCUGCAGCUGCCGUUGCGGUGGCCGAGUCCAACACCACACCAGCCUUGGAUCUGGCGCACGAGUUACCCAUGUUACCCAUAAAGAGUUCCCCGCCACCAGCUAGCAACGGUGAGGCAGGCAGCGGUGAAACGGGUACAUCGGCCACUUAGAUCAUCAUUAUGGAAUUAAAUUAGUUGACCACCACAAACUCACACAAAAUACACUUUACACUUAACGCACGCACACAAGCAAAUGAACCCCACCGUGUACCGAACCAAUGUCUUAGACCCGGCUGUGAUACUUAGCGCAAUUCGUCGUUUUUUCGUUUUUGUUUUAAUUUUACAAUUUUAAAUGGAAUUCUCACUAUCUGUUAAACUUUAGCGCCAAUUUGUUUGAGAGCCUGCACUUAUCGAUAACGAUAGAAACUUGAGUGGUGGCAAAACCGUAGCACCGUUUGAGAGUGACAAAAACAAACAGUUUAGGUGGCACUGCUUCGAGUGCUUCUCAAACUGUAUACAUAUUUAAGAGGCUCAGCAAAAGCACCUAGAAAACCAAAACAAACACAUACACUCACACACACACGCCUACACACAUUCUAGUAAAUUAAGUGCAAUUUUUAUAAAUACUUUAGUUAUACACCACACACACACACACAAACAUACACAACACACACGUAAGCACAACAUGCACACAAAAAGACAAGGUGAAAACCUACAAAAAACCAAGAUCAAAAAAUAAAAACAAAAAUAUUUUAAGCCACAGUACAAUAUCAAUAUGAAGUUAUUCAUUUUUUUUAUGCAAA
Drosophila albomicans is the source of this 2707-nucleotide messenger RNA. Its product is annotated as B-cell CLL/lymphoma 6 member B protein. NCBI's taxonomy places the organism in Eukaryota, Metazoa, Arthropoda, Insecta, Diptera, Drosophilidae. Gene Ontology annotation, biological process: regulation of transcription by RNA polymerase II. The record is from RefSeq and is a predicted model, not a curated record. The coding region runs from base 141 to 2075 and encodes 644 amino acids. Gene Ontology annotation, molecular function: protein binding. Gene Ontology annotation, cellular component: nucleus. The transcript has 5 exons.